CCUGCUCUGGUCACACCACACCAAUGACGCUUGAAUUUAAGCGGACAAACUCGAAAAGAAACACUAAAAACGCAGACGCUUGCUAAAAAACUAGUAAACGCACAAAAGAUAAGGCAUUUUCAACGUUAAAAAGUAGAGUCCGCCGCCAAGAUGCCGCGCACCAAGAUACCAAAGAACUCGAAGCGCAAUCGCGAGGUGGCGAACCGGGAGGAGAAGGUGCGCUUGUACGAGCUAAAAAUGGAUUCCCGCCUGAUCAGCAUCGAUUCGCUGGAGACCAAGUUCCUGUCCGCUAUCGACCUCCAGGUGAAGACGCUCCAGGGCCAGGUGCAGAAGGAGCUGGCCAACCUGAAGAUGCCCGAGCUCCUGCGGCUAUUCACCGAACUGGACCGCUUCAGCGACUACAAGGCCAGCGAUCAGACGCAGCUGCUCGCCUCGAUGUCCAUGAGCAGCGGUGCUAUCGAUGGACUCGCGCCCUCGGCCACCGGCAGUCGCAAUGACGAAGGUUACCUUACAGAGGACAGCAGCAUUGGAGCCAGCGGCGGCAGCCUCCUGGCCGCCCACACGGGCUCCCUGCUGCGGUCCACGAAGGCGAUGCGGACUCCCGGACCGCUGCACUCGGCCAGGGCCCGCCGUGCCCGACGCAGUCGAUCCGCCUGCGGGGAGCUGAAUAUCCUGCACUCGGCCAAACCGCCGUCCAAUUCGAACAGCAGUGGUGCAACAGCAAGUCGAAACUCCCGCAGCAAGAUGCGCACACCGAUGGCUUCUCGCACCAAGGCGUUCAGUGCUGAUCGCACACCUUUAUCACAAAAGCAGAUACGCUCCGGAUCACCAUGCUCUCCGCCAAUGGCCUUCCUGCGCUAUCCCAAGCCCGGCGAGGUGGCCCUCUCCAAGUUCGGCAGCCCCAUGGUGGCUCAAGUAAUGCCAGACAAGUUCGCCAAUGUGAACAUUCCCAUUCGGAACGGAGUUCUUAGCUUGCGGCCCAAGAAACUGGAUGCUGGGGAGGUCGAGUCGAAUCUCCUGGAUAAUCUGGACGAAGAUACUCUAAACCAGAUCAAAACACUGCACGAAAACUUGCAGAUGAUCGUGAAUAAGGCCAGCCAGGCGGGAUUCAAGUAGUUGCCAAUUCAAAUGUUUAUCUAGAUAUAAUUCUAUAUCAUAUAUUUUAGUAUGCUUUGUUUAAGUUCAGUUUUCAUCUUACUCAAAUAGUUCAAGUAUUUUGUCUUCAUUUAUUAAAAUCUGUAUCGUAUUUACAUAAGCUUCAAUACAAGUUCAUAUUCUAUGUUUAUCCAA
Drosophila rhopaloa is the source of this 1290-nucleotide messenger RNA. RefSeq names its product borealin. NCBI's taxonomy places the organism in Eukaryota, Metazoa, Arthropoda, Insecta, Diptera, Drosophilidae. Gene Ontology annotation, cellular component: chromosome passenger complex; chromosome, centromeric region; spindle midzone. The transcript is spliced from 3 exons. Bases 151 to 1116 code for a protein of 321 amino acids. Gene Ontology annotation, biological process: mitotic sister chromatid segregation. The record is from RefSeq and is a predicted model, not a curated record.